CCAGUCAACAUGUUUGGGCCAUUUGGGCCACCAUACUUGUUGUGUUUGUUUGUGUCGAAGCAAAGAUGGCGAACGAACUGGACAGAGUGCGGAUCUCAGCUGCGGAACUCCGAGCUGAAGCAUCGAGUGCUGUUAAUAUUACAGACUGUCAGAAAGAGAAGCAACAUGUACACAAGCAGCGUAGAAGACAUGAAGGAAAGCGCCCUGAUGUGCAGCGCUACCAGCCAGUAGCUGGUCAUGUGCUCCAUCAUCAUGGCAAUGAGGAGGGUGAAACUGGUCAAAGUGAUCCCCUAACCACUUAUUCGCAGGAGCAUAAUCAACCAUCACAGAGUGAGAAAAAGGGUACCUCUGUAAAGGUUUUAGAAAGGUAUGGGUGCAUAGAUGGUGGGCCAGAUGCCAACAGAAUGGAAGAAGGCAGGAUUAGAGGUGAUUGUAGUAACACAAAGAACUGUAGAAAGAGCAGUCAGUCACAGGCUAAAACAGAAGAAAAUCAAGAAAACCACUUUGCUGAAAAUGGCAGAGAACACCAGGAACCUGCUGGAGCUGCUAAGCAGGCAAAGAAAGCCCGCAAACCUGACCGAGAAUUUUAUCAACCCGGUAGCCGGAGGAACAUCCAGGGCAGGGACUGUGGAGUUGAAAGAGAGCAGGAUAAACCUUCCCCUAGCAAGCAUGAGUGGAAAACUGAGCCACAGUCUCAGCUGAACACAGGGGGAGUUGAGGAAAACAAAAAAACAUCUAUACAGAAGCAGGGAGAGAAAGAAAAAGGUGUAAAGGGGCAGGUAAGUGAAAAAUUGUCUAAAUCCAGUAAGACCAACAGAAAGCAAGAAAGCCAAGAUGUGGACAAACCCCCAUUAUCUUCUGAUGCUUUGGUGGAGAAAAUUACCAGCAAAGUAGAAGAACUUAGCAUGAAUGACAAGCAUAAAGUGGUAUGUGAAAACCAAGAUGUGAGCAAGUUAAGUUACAGGAAAGGGGAAGCAACAGAUAAAGGAAGACGAGGACAAGGAGGAAGAGCAAUAGAUGAGGAGGAAAAGGUAGAGAAGAGGAGGGAAAGGGGAAACCGCAGGAGAAGAGGACAAGUGAAGGAGAAAGAGAGGCAUCAGGAUUCCAGUAGAGGAGAAGAUGAAGUAGUUAGUAGAGGAAAAAGUAACCAGGGGAAAGCUGAGAAAGGACAGGAGAGGAGAGGAGCAGAAGCAGGUGAAGAUGACAAACCAGGUAAGGCAGGACUAACACACCAAAGCAAAGGCAGAGAGAAUCGCAGAGAAAUUAGAAGAGGAGACAUCAACAGAAACAGGUCCAGAGAGGCUGGUGAAGACGCUAAGACAGAAAUAAACAUAGUCCACACUGUAGAAAGAGGUGAUAGAAACAAAUCUAAUACUAACAUCACAACACCAACCUCAAAACGAUAUUCCAAAUCAGAUAUUCGCCGCUCACGGAACCGAACUUACAGCAGUAGCUCAGCCAGCAGUGUGACCAGCCUGGAUGGUCCUGGACUAAGAAUGGACGUGGAAAGUACCAAGUGGCCACACUUGGAGACAAGGCACAAUAACAGAGAGCGGAUAGCUAACAGUGGAGAAGGACAAAGGAGUCAUAUACCAAGCUGGGCAACCAACGGAAACUCAUCUACAGAAUCACUGGAAGGGAGUGAGAUGAGUGACAUAGCAGAAGAGAGGAGGAAAAGAAGAGAAUGGGAGGAAGAGUUAAGUGCAGAGAGGCAGAAGAAAGAAAGGAAUAGACCAAAGGGAAACAACAGUAGAGGUUCAGGAAUCCUAAGGGUUUCUCUAGAUAAACAGUCGGGUAUCUCAUCACAUAGUGGGGAUGCACAAUAUCGCAAGCAAGGCUUGGUUCGUGGCAGAGGUGGAGGUAUCCUAGUACUUCCAUCACGCACAGACAUCACUAAUUCACCUGAUGCUGGGCAAAGACUUCUUUUUGGUGGAAUUAGGGGAGGGGCAGCUAGCAGGAGUAGAGGGAGCAGAGGAGGAGGAGCGAGGCGACUUUGGGACCCCAAUAACCCAGACCAGAAACCUGCUCUUAUCAGCACCCAGUCCUCACAACAUUCAUCUCUCCAGGUGCCUGUAUAUCUUCAGACAGGCAGUGGAUAUGGACAGCUCCACUUUCUGGACACAGAUGAUGAGGUUUCAGGCAGUCCUCCAGUCCCACAGGGUGAGCACUUUCGGUCCCAGCAGGCUGCUGCAAUGGCCUUCUACAAAUUCCAAAACUCUGACAACCCCUACAGCUACUCCAUGCCCAUUAGCAAUCCACAAAAUCCUGGCACCGCCACUAGCCAGCACUAUCCAUAUCCUUAUCAUAUGGGGCCCUACCAAGUGGCUCCCCAUAAUGGUAUGUACCCAGGCGCUGGUGUGGGUCAGUUCUGUGGGAGUUACAGGGGAACAGGUCAUUCUCAGCCAGGUGCAGGAGGUGGUUUGACAUUUGAAGAGGUGGAGCAACAAGCCAGAGGAGAGCUAGGGAGGCUGCUGCGGGCUGCAGAUGCACAGGAGCUUCAGCUCAGUAACCUGCUGUCCAGGGACAAAGUGAGUGCUGAUGGACAAGAGCGUAUGGCUCAGCUCAGAGCGGACCUUUUAGGGCUGUAUGAGCAGGUCAUCCUAGCAGACAUUGAAUUCUCAGACUCUCAGAACGUGGAUCAGGCUUUGUGGAAAAACGUCUUUUAUCAGGUCAUAGAGCACUUCCGGCAGUUACUCAAGGACCCCGCUUAUGAUAACACCCCUCAUAUCAGGAACAUGCUGCUCACACUUCUCGAUGAGGGAGCACUAUUCUUUGAUACACUUCUUCAGAAGCUGCAAAAAGUGUACCAGUUUAAGUUAGAAGAUUACAUGGAUGGCAUGGCUAUCAGGGCUCGGUCAUUACGCAAAACGGUAAAGUAUGCACUGAUCAGUGCUCAGCGCUGUAUGAUUUGUCAGGGAGAUAUAGCACGUUACCGUGAGCAAGCCAGUGACUCGGCUAACUAUGGCAAGGCUCGCAGCUGGUACCUGAAAGCCCAACAGAUUGCCCCCAAAAAUGGACGUCCAUAUAACCAGCUGGCCCUGCUCGCAGUUUAUACAAAGCGGAAGUUGGAUGCUGUGUAUUAUUACAUGCGCAGCUUGGCAGCCUCCAACCCCAUCCUGACUGCAAAGGAAAGCCUGAUGAGUCUGUUUGAGGAAGCUAAGCGUAAGGCAGAGCAACUUGAACGGAGGAGGAGGCAGGAGCAUGAUGGAGGCUACAGGGGUCCAGCUGUAAGAGGGAGAGGAAGAGGGGAAAAAGGAGUGCGUGUUGAGAUUUGGAUUCGCCCCAGCGGACAGGCAGUGAUCCCGUCUUCACAAAGAGGAGGUAGUGAGUCCAGCAGAGACUCCGAACAGGAUGGAGAGCUUGGAAGUCUCAGCGCUAGUGACCUAAAUAAGAGGUUCAUUCUGAGUUUCCUGCAUGCACAUGGAAAGCUCUUCACUAAAGUGGGUAUGGAAUCCUUCCCUGCGGUAGCAAGCCGUGUUCUGCAGGAGUUUAGGACACUGCUCCAGCAUAUCCCUUCCCCACUGGGCAGCUCGCACAUGCUGCAGAUCAUCACCAUCAACAUGUUCACCAUACACAAUGCCCAAAGCAGAGGUGAAGAAGGCGAAGUGCGCUCUGUUUUGCAAGAGCAAACCACUGCCCUGGGUCUCAGCAUGUUUGCAUUGCUGGUGCAGCGCUGCACAGAGCUUCUCAGAGAUACUCCUGCAGAACCAGUCCCCAUGGCAGAGGGAGAGGAGAAAGGUCAAGGGGAGGAGGGUGAGGGUAUGGUGAAGGUCUCUACCUUCCCAUUGGCCCUUAGGGAACUACUGCCAGGCAUCAAGGUCUGGUCUGACUGGAUGUUGGGACACCCAGACCAGUGGAACCCACCGCCAUGCGGUAUAGAUGGCAGCCCUGAUGUUUGGCAGUGCCUAGCUGACCUUUGUAACGUGCUGGCGCGUGUAGACCAUGGAGAAGUGCCACUGUACAAAGUUGACACUGAUGAAGGUGAGGGAGACGAGGAGUUGAUGGUGCUGCAGUUGAAGGAGGACAGACUGCUUGCCGGUUUUGUACCGCUGUUGGCUGCACCUCAGGAGCCGUGUUACACAGACAAACACACUGACAUAGCAAUAGCAGCAGAUUGUAAGAGAGUGACCGUGCUGAAAUACUUUCUGGAGGCUUUGUGUGGACAGGAAGAGCCUCUGCUGGCCUUCAAGGGAGGCAAAUACAUCUCUGUGGCAACUUCUCCUCCACCUAACCACUCAAUGGAUACAAGAAACAGGCAGGAUUCUCUCACAGAGAAGGAGGAUGACGACGUUAUAGUUGAGGCAGAGUCAUCUCUCUCUGCAUCAGAAGGAGAGGAGGAUGCCGAGGAGGCAGGAGACAGUGAGAAUGACAUCAGACAGCUAAAGGCACGACGCCAUGCCCUGGCCAACAAACUGGCACAGCAGCAGAAGCGCAGGGAUAAAAUACAGGCGGUGCUGCAGACAGGCGGGCAGUUGGAGCUGGAAGUGCGGCCUUCCUUUUUGGUUCCAGAUACCAAUGGAUUCAUUGAUCACUUGGGAGGACUGAAGAAACUUCUUCAGUGUGGAACCUAUAUAAUAGUUGUGCCGCUCAUCGUGAUUACAGAGUUAGAUGGCUUGGCUAAAGGCCAGGACAGCUUUGGUGGUGGAGUGGGCUCAGGGGUACGUGGCACUAGCGGCCGUGGCAACUGUAUUGCUUCUGUGGCUCAUGUGAGAGCUGUGCAGGAAAAGGCCCGAUUGGCAGUGGCUUUCUUAGAGAAAGGAUUUGAAGCCAGGGAACCAUGCCUCAGAGCCAUGACAAGCAGAGGAAAUCAACUCGAUUCUAUUGCAUUCCGCAGUGAAGACACCUCUGGACAACAGGGCAACAAUGAUGAUGUGAUUCUGUCCUGCUGUCUUCAUUACUGCAAAGACAAGGCAAAAGAUUUCAUGCCUGAUCAGAGAAAUGGGACAGUGAAGCUCCAAAGAGAGGUGGUGCUCCUUACAGAUGACCGCAACCUGCGUGUCAAAGCUUUGACCCGCAACGUCCCAGUCCGAGACAUCCCUGCUUUCCUCAGCUGGGCCAAAGUAGGCUGAACCAGGUCAAGAUAAAAUCAAAGGAACCCAACUGCUGAAGCCUGCUUGUCACUCAGCCAGAGGAGAAGACACACUUAAGCAGAGGAAGAAGAAAAGGAGGUAACAGGGAAGAAGAAAUGAUAAAGAAAGCGAAGAACCACUUCUUUUGAAAUGCAAGCAAAUCUAGUGAGAUUGGAGUGGUUUCAGUGAUCCUUUCUCCCUUGUGAUGAAGUGCGUGUGUGUGUAUGUAUGUGUUAAGAUCAGUGAGCUUCCCCAGGAAGAGACAGGGAGACUUGUUAAGUCUCUGGAAUGCUGGACUGGAAGAGAGGAAGGAGGUAAAAAUGGAGCAGUUUGGUUUGUAAGUUGUCUCAUCCAGCCUGGAGCCUCUUUGCCUAUUUAGUGAGUGUGUACUCUGCAAGCAGUAUUAAAAUUGGAGGCUGAUGAUGGAAUGAGCCUGAGAGGAGGAGAGUGUUUAUGGACAUUUAAUUGAUUAAAGACAGCAGUAAUGAAGGCCUAGCUGGCCCAGUCUUAUAGACUGCUGUGAUGUCUACAGCAGAGCUGAAAGAAAGGUGGGCAGAGAGAAGCACAGCUGCAGGCUCAGUGAUAGUACAGUACAGAGUGUCUGAUUGUAGAGAGGGAUAAUCAAGAGCUCUCUUGCAACCUUGGCAUCUCCUAGGAAUCACAAGCAAAUGUGGUAUUUCCUGCUAACCCAGGAAACGCCUGAUUCCUGUUUGGUAACUUGAGCUGUUCCUCCGGCCUGAUGCUGACAUUAGGUUCAGCUAUUACGAAGAAUGUUCUUAAAAAUUAGUAACAAAAAUAUCGGUUUAUUUUUCUGUUGUUUUAUUAUUAUUAUUUUAAAUCCUUUUGCUUCUUGAUGGCAUUUUUUCCAUUUUGAAGAUUCUGAUAAGAUCUAAAAUGUUUUCCCAAAAAUACCAUGAACCAUAAUUUAUUGAAUCAAAUUUUUGAGUUUUAAUAUCUGGCAGCAAAUGUAUUUGUAAUUAAUCAUUCAGUUGUGUGUUUGAGCGGUAUAACGUGUGAAAUUUAAUAUAUCAGGACUUCUCAAUUGGUCUAUGGUAAGUUUUCAGUUCCAUAAAAUUGCCCUAUAUUGACAAUCUUAUCGGAUUUUGUCCUUUGAGUACAAUUCCAUCUGUCACUUAAAACAGUGUGAAACAAAAAUUUGCAUACACUAUUUGACCGAGGUCAGCUUUAAGUGGUUUGGUAGUUUAGUGACUUUGCAGAUACUUUAUUAUUGAGUACAAUUGGUGACUGUUUCACUUUAUUUUCUAUUCAUCUUUAUACCAGUCUGGUUUGUGCUUUUUAGUUCAUAUCACCAUAGUAGUUAGUUUUUAUAAAAUGUUUUUAAUCACCAUUACCCAGUUUUUUCCCCUAACGGCACUAAUUACAGACUGUAAAUUUGCCAUUGAGUGCAAAGAACACCUCACUGACGCAUCAUCAAAAACACCGAAAGGCAGUGUUUGUGUUCACAAUUUUGCUUGGUCUACAUUGCUCAGGAGAUUUUCCUUUGUCAGUGUAUAUGUUUGCAUUUAAGACGUGUCAGGAUGCUCAAAAAAUAUGUCUAAAUACAGUGUCAUCUGCUAUGUUACCAGAUAAUUCAUCAGUUUCUCAUCUUAUGGGUUUAAAGUAAUACUGUAGAAGUGGCUAUCCUGCUUCUUGUUUGAUCUAUAUCUUUUCAGCUAGGCUUGUACAACUUCAUCAGCAGUUGAUGUUUCUGCAUUCCUCUGUAGUGUUCAGUGCAGUGGCACCACUGCAGCUUUUUUAAUGCUGGAUCAAAUGUAGUAAACAUAACACAAGUGGCUUUUACGUCAUCUGUCAUUAAAGAUGUCUGAAGGCA
This is a messenger RNA of Monopterus albus (swamp eel), 6900 nucleotides long. It is a transcript of the gene smg6, whose product is annotated as SMG6 nonsense mediated mRNA decay factor. NCBI's taxonomy places the organism in Eukaryota, Metazoa, Chordata, Actinopteri, Synbranchiformes, Synbranchidae. Gene Ontology annotation, cellular component: telomerase holoenzyme complex. The record is from RefSeq and is a predicted model, not a curated record. Bases 66 to 5069 code for a protein of 1667 amino acids. The transcript is spliced from 19 exons. Gene Ontology annotation, molecular function: telomeric repeat DNA binding; protein binding; telomerase RNA binding. Gene Ontology annotation, biological process: nuclear-transcribed mRNA catabolic process, nonsense-mediated decay.